Pseudovirgaria hyperparasitica is the source of this 1626-nucleotide messenger RNA. RefSeq lists its product as uncharacterized. The transcript has 4 exons. The record is from RefSeq and is a predicted model, not a curated record. Lineage: Eukaryota; Fungi; Ascomycota; Dothideomycetes; Acrospermales; Acrospermaceae. The coding region runs from base 339 to 1514 and encodes 391 amino acids.
GUCCCGGAUGCAUCAAGUUGUUUCUGCUGCAGUAAUCCUGGACCUUCAUACGCUGAGCACAUGGUAUGCCAUCAGGUCCGGCAGACUUCAUCCAAUCAAUGGCAUUGGCAGGCUGCCGAAAGCGACUAUCCCUCGGUACCUUGUCUACUCAUCAUUGUUAUUGAGGCCCGUGGUGAAACGCAACUAUGCACACAACCAUGUCUGCUCAUGCAAUGUAAAUCUUAAGGCUGUUACUAUUUUGACAGAUCUGGUAACUGGAAGGACUAACGAGCAGCCUUAUAGCCAUCAACUAUUCACUCCUAACAGCUAGCAGUUCAGUUUGCCUCCUCCAGAGAAAAAUGUUUUCUUCCAAUAUCAUAUUUCGCAGACAAACUCUGCCUCCAGGCAUGCUGGAAGGUCCGGCGUUGGCGCCUCCUCCAGGCGUGGUACCAAACUUUGUUAAUCCGCCAGACCUCACUGAGGUGUUUGUUGGGACAACGAUUGUCUGUAUCGUGAUCGCUACAUUCCUGGUAUUUGCGCGCAUAUAUACCAAGCUGGCCAUCAUAAGAAGAGCGACCUGGGAUGACUGGAUUCUACUUCUCGGAUGGUCAACUUUCAUCCUUAUGAACGCUUUCAGUUGCGCAUUCGCUUUUCAUGGUGCAGGGCGACACCAAUGGAAUGUCCAACUAAAGAAUAUGAUACUCAUUGGAAAGUAUUUCCAAUAUGCGGCAGGCACAUACUCCGCUACGCUCGCGCUGGUCAAACUUUCAAUUUGUGUCCAGUUGCGCACCAUAUUUGCGCCUACCAAAAAGUCCGACUUCAUGUGGUGGUCCACAUGGAGUUUUGGUAUUUUUGUGCUUCUGUACUAUUUGGUAAAUGUGUUUGUUGUCAUCUUCCAGUGCAAUCCACGAGAGAAAGCCUGGGAACCCUUCCUUCGUGGCGAAUGCGCUGAUCAGAACGCAAUCUACUUGACGUGUGCCAUUUUCAACAUUGUGAGCGAUAUCGUCAUUAUCCUCAUUCCUCAAUAUGCCAUUUGGAAGCUCCGGAUGCCGUGGCAAAAACGUCUGCAGAUCGCACUGAUUUUCAUGACUGCAGCUUUUGUCUGUGGAUGCUCUGCAGUGAGGAUAUACUACACUGUACAACUGAACAUAUCGCCUGAUAUCUCCCGCGUUGGACUCAAAUUCGGACUUUGGGCUGUGGCCGAAGUGACCGCAACGAUGAUUUGCGCCUGCUUGCCUACCUUUCCGCGAUUCUUCCAGGCAACGAUCAUGAAGACAUCUUUCUUUACAAGUCUAAAGAGUCGCACUUAUGCUUAUGGUAAAGGGUCGAAAUUCUCAUCGUCCACUGUAUCAGGGAAUGGUGCAUUGUCAUACCGACGAAUGGACGAAGCUGAACGGAAGUUGAGAUCUCCUUCAGAGCAUGAAGACGUGGAGCUCGGACCGUGUCGUCCGGACGAUGGUAUCAUCAAGCAGACUGAGAUCUCAAUGACAGCUGAUCUAGCUCAGCCGGCUGAGCCUGUUAAGUAUUGGAAUUGAGAACAUUGUAACACCAUAUUGUUUGGGGCAUCAAAGAGGCAUUUUGACUAUGAUUAUGAUUUUAAGCUUGAAUGUAUACAACAUUAUAUCCAGAUGAAUUAUCUUCUCUCGU